AAUUGGUUACUGCGCUACAUUAUGCUGAAGGGUAAUCUAAAUACUGGUGAACAGCAAUCUUCUGCUGAAUUUUUCUCACAUGAUGGGAUUUUUUCACUUGACUCAGCUCAGUGGUUCAGAAUAGUCAAUUCCUUGACAAAUCUGCAAGUUUGUAAUAAUUAUCUGGUUGGUGCUACUUCAAAAAACACCUUAAUAAGAACGUCCACUGUCCCUCCUUACAAUAUAUCUGGUUUGUUUCAUUAUCAUAUAUUUAUUCACACAUAAAUCUUACCCCUACAUUUUUGAUUGUCCACAAACUUAAUAAUGAUCUUUAUAUUCUUCAAUCAGUAUUACACUGUUCCGUGCUCAUAUAUUACCAUUUGUAAGCUCAUGUGUACAGUUAUCCUGUCCUUGCCUAUGUAAAUAAUCCUUAUUGGGAAACGUUAGUUGACUUGACUCACGAUCUUAGUGUGACAGGUUGGAGUACCUUCUGACUUUUAUGUGUAAAAACAGGCUUUGGUUUCCGAACUGUCUGGCUGAUGCUUCUAAAAGUCUUUAUUGUUAGAGAUUAUGAUGAAGAGAUUAAAAUAAUUUGAUUACUGUUCUCUGUUGUUUCUUCUAGAAGGGACCUUUUCUUUUGCGUUUACUGACUCACUGGUUACUACUGGUUAAUUCCCGUUCAGAGUGCAGAAUUUCUGUUAGUAUAUUUAUACUAGGGAACGUCACAAUACAUGAUUAACAUUGUCAUAAUGAAUGUCCUUAAUGACCGUUCUAAAACGGAUAUUUAAACUUUUAUUUUAAACAAUAUGCAUAACUCUGUAAAGCUAAGUAUCUCAUAUGACUUGCUAUUGGUCUCCCUAAUGUAGUUCUCAGGGUCCUACAGUUGAUAAAUGGAAGUGCUCUGAUUUCAAAACAGCGACGACCCUAAGAUAAAGUAGAUUCAUCCUCUAAAACCGGCAAAUAUAUUUCCACCUUAUAUCUCAUAGAGCACUAAGAAGUGCUUAUAAACGAUUUUAUUCCAUGAUUUUGUGUUUUCUACGGAAAGGUUAACAUUAGUCAUAUUGAAAAAUGAAAUAUAUUUACAUUGGUUUGUUUGUUAAUUUAUUUGAACUUAUUUCUGACAGUGUCACUUCAAGCAAUAUGUAUGAUCGAUUAUUAGUCUGAAAUUUAAGAAAAUUUAAAAUUAGAACACUGAAAUCAUUAUGUUUACUAAGGGUAUUACCAAGCACUUACAUAAUAAUGGAAUGCUCCUGUUGUAUGCACUCAGCUUAGUUUAAGCUAUUCUUUCGAAACAAUAAUUUCACGUACAUAAAGUAUCGUUUUUCGCUCUGCACUGCUGUUUAAUGAACUGUAUUACAAAUAUCCAUUUGGUUUCUGCUGUUUGCUCAAAUUUAAUGAUCUUUUCAUGUAGAAUUCUUUUUAUGAAACUGGAAUUUUCAGCAUCAUUUUCACUUAUGUCUAGAAAUUGAAAUUAGCCGCCUUUCAGAUGACCGAGUCCAUAAUAUUUUUUUGGAUCCUAUGGGUUGGCAUACUGUAAUAAGUAUGCAGUCUGGCACAAAUUUUUACAUCAACAAAGGUAUGAAAAAGGUUCGCCCUUUAAACAAGACAAAAGUGAGUGUUUGUAUAUCGUAUUUGAUUUGAUGAAAAUAUUUCAUUUAUUUUACACUAAAAAGUUAAUCAGGACCAAUGUACUAUACUUUUCUUGAAAACUCUCACUAUCGUUUUUCGAUAGUUCAUGUAUUAACACUCAUAGGUUUUUAUGUACAUGUUCUUGUUUGGCGUUAGUUAAAUUCUCUUCCAAACUUUCUAGCAUGACUAUUAAAAAUUACCAUUUUUCGUGAAUCGCACUACUUUUAUGUUAGCAUAAAAACCACUUGUCUGGUUUUGUUGUAAUCCUUUAUGUAUUGAGGCAGAAACUGGACCAAACAUACAUCAAACUAGGUAAUCUUUGAUCUCGGUGCGAAAAUCUCCGGAAAUGUUGUUGUUGAGACCUUCCUUUUUGUCGUUUCUGGCUCUGAAGGAAAAUGCGCUUAACAUAAAAUGUUUAUAUUCACGUACAGGGAAAUUCACCUCUGGUAAUAAAAUCGACUGUAAAGUGUAUAUUUAAAGUAAUAGAUUGAUAAUCAGUAAGUGAUCUAAAAAUAAUGGAACUGUGGUUUAUUGGUUAUUUUUGUCGAAUUCUAGGCACUUGGUUGUAGGUUCCAACCUCACUCCACCUACUGCUUGUGCAACUAGGUAGUACCAGCAGCCACAGACAAAGUGUAGGUCAGCGCCAAGUAUCUGAUAAAUAACUUGAAAACCUAGGAACGUCGGGUUCUUUUAUAGGCUUUGAGAGUUUUUAGUAUUAACAAAAUUAAACUAACAAAGUAUUGUUUCUAAAAGCUUAUGAAACGUAUAUUAACGUUAGCAAAAGGUCGAAACGAACAGGCUAAGUAGGAUGCUGGAAAACUUUAUCUAAAAAUUAGCAACUAUAAUUCCAGUCAUGAGCCACGUGAUCACUCUUAAUCUACUAUUAAUCCAGUAUGGUUUUUUCAUCAAUCUUCUAGUUAGCUUCAGAAAUCUUGUGUAACUCAGGCUAAUUUGUAUAGAGUUACUAACGAACUCCCAUCUUUUCAACGUUUUACCCAAUAUAUUUAUUCACCGUUCGAUUUUGUGUUUUAGGAUCAUUUGUUUGACUCUAUAGCUUGGAAUCAUCAUAAUGUAAAUGAAUUAUCUACACAAGAAAUUUUAAUCGGUACAAAUGAUGGACUAAUAUUUGAAACAAUGCUUAUGUUUAAUGAAGAUAGUUUUUUUAGUUCGGGAACUAUUGAACAGUAUUGGAUCCAGAUGAUUAAUUUAGGACAUAGUGUAACAGGUGUAGAAGUGAUUCGCUUUCCUAUUGGUUCACCUAAUGUACUAGUUGGUGAGCCGCAACGAUGUGUAGUCUUUGCUACAACACCUUGUCGUAUGUAUCAAUUCGCUGGAUGGAUAAAUACUAACAGUUCAACAACCGGUUCAAUUUUAUCUCAUCUAGCAGCAAAUACUGCUACAUCCGGUAUAUCCAAUGCAAUAAAUGCUUAUACUGGAGGUCAUAGGUCUAGUUUAGUGAAUGAAUAUAAUCAACAACAAUCUGUUGGGAUACAAAAUACAACUAUAUUUCCCAUUAUCACUGGAUUAUUCUCUAGUGUAUUCAACUCAGAUGACAAACUACCUGUUGGAUCCAAAGUUACUGAAUUUCCUGGAAGUUUUGGAUAUAGUGAUUUAAAACUUUAUCGUAAUGUAAAAGAUGAACUCCCCAGUAAAUUUGCUUGGAUGACAGGUCCAGGUGUUUACUUCGGCUACAUAAGAACAGAACAAUUAAGUAUGCCUCCAUUUACAAAACUUUCAACAAAUGAUCAACCAAUUGAUGUAAAAUCAUUUCCAAAUGAAGUUUUUUCUCUUCUACCUACUGCCACUGAUAAUACAGAUGAUCCAAAUCGACCGAAAGAUAUAUUCUCUGGUCGUGGUGUUAAUUUAACGCGAAAUACAAAACUUAUCCCGUAUCCAAUUAUUCAUAUGCUUGAACGACCUGGUGUACCAUUAGGCAUUUGUUUGACAGAAUUUCAUCUUAUCAUUAUCUAUGUGGAUCGCAUUAAAGCUGUGAAUACUUUAGAUGGUCGAGCAGUUUAUUCAAUGCCGUUAAAUAAUAUCAUUGGCUGUGAACGGGCUUUAGGUAUAUCGCGUGACUCAUUAUCUAAUUAUAUUUGGAUAUUCAGCAAUAAUCAUUUGGCUCGAUUAAGUAUGAGGAAUGAAUUAUGUAGAAUAUGGCAAAUCUAUUUAGAUCGUCUACAGUUUGAUGAAGCGCGCCAAUUUUGUCAGGAUCCUGGUCAAAUGGAUACCAUCAAUAUACGUGAAGCGGAAUAUAAUUUUGAUAAUGAAAAUUAUGGACUUGCAGCUAAAUUAUUUGCUCGUAGUUCUAUACCAUUUGAACAAAUUGCAUUACGUUUUUUUCGUUUAUCAUCAUCAUCAACAACAACACAUACAAUAGAUCUUUCAUCAACCAUUAUACCAUCUACAUUAAUUCAACAAGGUUAUGAAAUUAAUGAUGAUCAUGAUAUUAUGGAAGCAUUAAUUAUUCAAUCAAAACAACAUCAAAUUAAUGACAAACUAACAGGAAUAAUUGAUUCAUCUAUAAAACAAUGUAAAUCAUUUAUAACAUCAAUCCAUUCGUAUAGUACAUUAACACCAUUGAAAAUAUUUUUAUCAUCAAAAUUAGAUUAUUUAGUAGAACAGAAAAAUCAACAAUCAGUAGUAAAUUUAUCAGGUCAAAUAAUUUUAUUAGCAAUUUGGUUAAUAGAAUUAUUAUUAACUGAAUUAAGUAUGAUACGUGAUCGUCUUAAAAUAAUGCCAAAAUUGGAUCAUAAUAAUGAUGAUCUUGAUGAAAUAGUUAAUGAUAAUCAUCAAAAUAUCAACAUGAUUAGUGAUAGAAAUGUUAUCGUUAAUAAUAAUGAUAAUUGUGAUGAUAAAGUUAAAUUAACAUUACAAAAUCGUCUAGCUUCUGUACGACGUGAAUUUCGUACAAUCCUAGUAUUACCUGAAGUAUUGAAUUUUUUACCAGAAGCAAAAUCUUUGAUAUACGAUUUACUAGAAAAUCAUGGUGAAAAUGAUGAACUUGUUUAUUUUAUGGAAUUAAUGAAAGAUUAUCCUCGUUUAGUCGAUCAUUAUAUGCGUCAAUGUAUGUACAGUGAUGCCUUAAAAAUAUUAGCCACCUAUCCAAACUGUUUAAAUCGAUUAUAUGAUCAUGCAUCAUGCUUAGCUAGUAAAUGUCCAGAGGAAUUUGUCAAUGUAUGUCUUCGUUUAAACAAUAAAUUGGACAUUAAUCGACUUCUACCUUCAAUUAUGUUGUUACCAAAUAAUUAUGCAAUAAAUUACUUAGAAGAUACUAUUGGAAUAUAUACUAAUAAAAGUAUAUCAAAUCAAGCUGUACAUCAUAUGCUUAUUUCAUUAUAUGCUAAUGAAUAUCAUUCAAAUCAUAAUGAUGAUAGAUUAAUGAAAUAUUUAGAAAAAUUUAGUAUCCAAGCCAUUCAUAUAAGACGUUUAAAACAACAACAUCAACAAAAUAUUGUUGAUAAUGAAGAUUUAUUUAAUGAUUAUCAAUUAUUGAAUAUCGAUUUAACUGAAUUAUCAUUGUUAGAACAUGAUAAUGAUAUAGUAAAUGAUUGUUCUACCGGUAAUGUAAUGAAUAAACUAAAAUGUUUAACAAAUCAACAUCAAGAACAAAAUAUUCAGUCAUUGUUACCCUAUGAUCCUGGUUAUGUGCUUCGUUUAUGCAAAGAAGUUGAUCAUUUAAAAGGUGUACUUUAUAUACUACAAUUAUUGGAUAUGCAUCAAGAAGCUUUACAAUUAGCCAUUGAAUUGAAUAAUAUUCCAUUCGCUAAAGAAAUUGCUCAAAGUGAAUUCUUGAAUUCUAAUGUACGUCGUCAAUUAUGGAUUCAAUUAGCACGACAUAUUAUUAGUACUGAUGGAAGUAUGCAAGAAGCUAUCAAUUUAUUACGAGAUUGCCCUCUAUUGAAAUUAGAGGAUAUCCUUCCAUAUUUUCAUCAAUUUGUUACUAUUGAUCAGUUUAAAGACGUGAUCUGUUCAUCAUUGGAUUCGUAUAAUGAACGAAUUGAUAAUGUGAAAAACGAAAUACAAUGUACGAUGAAAACUAUUGAUGAAUUACGUACACAGUCGAAUAAUCUACGCUAUAGAUAUGAAAUUAUAGAGAAUGAUUCACGUUGUACUCAUUGCAAUCAUCUUUUAACUUUACGUGCAUUUUAUGUAUUUCCUUGUGGUCAUAAUUUUCACAUAAGUUGUCUCACUGAAUUGGUGAAACCAUAUUUAUCAGCAGAGGAAAAAUCACAAUUGUCAAAAGUUGUCGAAUCUCAAAAUCUUGGAAAUAAUCCAUCUGUAACUAACGUUGAAGAUCUAUUUGAUGAAAUCAUUGCUAAUGAUUGUGUUCUAUGCGGUCAUGUAGCCAUUGAUAAUUUAUCUAAAUUAUAUUAUGAAAAUCAAGUGAAUUAUGAAAAUGAAUUAUCAAUUUGGCAAUAGAUAUUUAUAUAGAAACAUAUAAAUAUGUAUGUCUAUCACACUUCAUUCGGCACCACAUGUUUAUCUAACACACAUACACACAAUUGGUUCAUAUUGAAAUUAGUAUACAGACAGGCAUGUGCACAUGCUUACGUGUGUGUAUGUGCAAGAUUACGUAACUUGUCUUUCUAUUCUUUUGUGCUCUCAAUGAUUUUAAAACUUGAUGCUGGUUAUUUGUUUGUCUCUUCUUAUUUUUAUUUAUUAUAAUUUGGUCAAAUUGAUUUUGUAAACUUGGCCUUUUGUUGGUUGAUAUUGUAUAUACAUUUAGUAAACAGAUUGUGAUUUAGUUGUGUCCUA
Schistosoma margrebowiei is the source of this 6363-nucleotide messenger RNA. The record is from the annotation of a GenBank genome assembly. Lineage: Eukaryota; Metazoa; Platyhelminthes; Trematoda; Strigeidida; Schistosomatidae.